Messenger RNA from Acanthoscelides obtectus, 747 nucleotides. Lineage: Eukaryota; Metazoa; Arthropoda; Insecta; Coleoptera; Chrysomelidae. The record is from the annotation of a GenBank genome assembly.
AUGCCAGUAUAUCCACUCAAAAAUGAAGCCCCAUCUUGGCAGAUCCCAUCUGCACAAGUUAACACGGAGCUAACUAAAUUUCACAAAAAGGAAACACCAACAGUACAACUGAGGUCUCAUUUUCAAGGUAUCCUGGAACAGUACACAUGUGCCGAAACCAUCUACACAGACGGUUCGAAAACUGCCUCAGGAGUUGGUUGCUCGAUUAUCAUAAACGGGGUUGCCCAUUUAUGGACUCUCCCACCAAUGACAUCGAUUUUCACAGCCGAACAGUAUGCAAUUUUACAGGCGCUUAAAUACUGCCAGAUAGAGUCAAAAAGCAACCUUACUCUUAUAGUCAGCGAUUCUUUGGGCACCCUACAUGGUAUGUCAAAUCGUUAUUCCCGUGAUCCGGUAAUCUUAGCAUGCCUUCAGACAUUAAAGGUGUUGAUGGAUGGCGACAAGAGGGUAGUCUUUAUAUGGGUACCAGGACACGUAGGUAUACUAGGAAAUGAACUGGCAGAUCAAUCUGGAAGGCAGGCUGCUGCCGCAACUGGAAUAGACUGUACAAUAGUGAAAGCACCAGACAUGAAAAUGAAAAUUGGACAAUGCAUAACAGAAGCAUGGCAAAGACAGUGGAACAAUGAACCUACUCAGCUAAGAACAAUAAAACCUGAUGGCUAUAUUUCUAUCCUAGGUUCUGAUACUUCUGGCUCAGAAGAAAAAACAUCAGACAGCGAGUCGGAAGUAGAAAUGCAUGACCCAUAG